This is a messenger RNA of Aspergillus oryzae RIB40, 900 nucleotides long. Its product is annotated as flavin adenine dinucleotide pyrophosphatase. The coding region runs from base 1 to 900 and encodes 299 amino acids. The transcript has 4 exons. The record is from RefSeq and is a predicted model, not a curated record. NCBI's taxonomy places the organism in Eukaryota, Fungi, Ascomycota, Eurotiomycetes, Eurotiales, Aspergillaceae.
AUGACUCGUGCCUCCAACAUGACAUCAUCCGCGGUGCAUAACUACACGAAAACGAUACACACGGCAGCAUGUCUGAUCAUUGGUGACGAGGUGCUUGGCGGAAAGACAAUUGAUACCAAUUCCGCAUAUUUCGCCAAGUAUUGCUUCUCCCUUGGGAUUCAGCUAAAAAGGGUAGAAGUCAUUGCCGAUGACGAAAGUGAAAUUAUUGAGGCUGUCAGGCGCAUGAGUAACAACUACGAUUUUGUGGUGACCAGCGGAGGCAUUGGACCGACCCACGAUGAUAUUACGUAUGAAUCCAUAGCCAAGGCGUUCGGCCUAAAGUUGAAACUACACCAAGGCGCUUUUGACCGUAUGAAGAAGCUCUCCAAGCCUCACCCGAUGCAACCGCAAUUUGACUGGGAUACCCCGUCGCCCGGUCUAACAGCCAAGCUGCGCAUGGUUGAACUUCCCCACGAUGAUACUCUGUCGGAGGAGCAGCAGGCUACCUUUGUGGCUGAUGAUAUGUGGGUGCCAAUCGCCAUCGUCAACGGUAAUGUGCAUAUCUUACCAGGCGUUCCUCGUCUGUUCGAGAAGCUCCUUGAGCAUCUGAAGCCUACUUUGCUUCCUCGGUUAACCGACCCUGAGGGAAAAGGCAUUUAUCGGUACUUAUUCAGCACCCCCCUCCCUGAGAGUGCCGUGGCGCCUUACCUGACGGACCUUGCGACGCGGACAUCUUCACGAGGUAUAAAGGUUGGUAGUUAUCCCCGCUGGGGAAAGAAGCGGAACACCGUCACUUUGGUUGGAACCGACAAAGACUUCAUGGACUCGUUGGUCUCGGAGGUCGAGGAGAAUGUUCAGGGCACAAGAGUCUCGCAGGAAGAUGAGCUUGACCCCCCUUCUGAUGCAGAGGAAGGUAAAUAA